AUGGCAGCCGACAAUGAGAUUUAUUGUGCAUCAUGGUUGAAAUCAGUAUCUAUUUACAGUCGUACAGCAGAGGAUAUUCGACACAAAGCAGAAAUUUUGCGACAGAAAGGAAAAGCCCUUCGAAUUGAAGCUGAUGCACUAGCAAAAUAUUAUCAACUUAAUGUUAAUAAUCGCUUUCAUGAUCGAAUCCAAUGUAAUCGCGAGUGGCUCCACUUACUUCAAGAACUGAUAAAUAUGAUCAUUUCAGUGUCUCACAUCCUUGGUGAUACAAAAAUUCAGGGCGAACACUUCAUUGAUACCCUCAAUGAAUUAAUAGGCGUCAAUGUGGAGACUAUUGCUUUUCGAGAUUCCCAACUACAUGUUGAUACUUGCAAAGAUGAAGUCCAAACUGAGCUUCAUAAAGAGUCUGAACUACAGAAUGAGAUUCGCAAUGAUUUGCAGUUGCUAAUUGAUGGCGGGGCUGUGAUUCUUCAAGAUUUAAUUCACCUUCCUCGAGAAAUAGAAAAAGUCGCUGCCGAUAAAGAUAAGGCAUUGAAAAUCGACAUCGACAUGUUCAAUAUCAAUGAAAAAUCAGCAAAUGUCAGUUUCAAACCCAUAUAUAAUCGGAAAGGUGUAAACAACCUGGAUAUGCAAACGUGGGAUGAUAUUGUGCGUGAUCUAUACGCGCCUGUUGAAGAAUAUUAUAAGAAAGGCUUGGAGUUGUGUGAACGUCUAUAUGAUGCCUUCAAUAAGGCGUCCAACAGAUUGUCAGUAAAGGCAGAUGAUAUAUCUCAAUCUCUAAGACGCCAAACUCAUAAGAUUAACUUAGCUCUACGUGAACUACAUUAUCAGCAAAUUGAGGCAAGUGUCGCUGCUAUAAUAUUCUUUCAGUUGGAAAAGACAAAAGAAAAACUUAUCGCGGAUAUUGCCGAGUGGCAAUCCUCCAAGGCGUCUAAAACAGCGCAACGGAAACUAUGUGAAACCCGAGCCGAGUUUCGUACUGAACGACCUGCGUUGGAAAACACCAAGGAUGCUGUCUAUUUUGGCCUUAAUGAUGAACGAAAAAACUUAAUGGAGAGCAGUAAUGCUCUGGAUAAAAUGAUUUUCAAAGCUAGGUAA
Molecule: messenger RNA, 1098 nt
Organism: Rodentolepis nana
Lineage: Eukaryota; Metazoa; Platyhelminthes; Cestoda; Cyclophyllidea; Hymenolepididae
Source: the annotation of a GenBank genome assembly